AUGAAAUCGAAUGGCAUAAUUCAUUCCGACCGAAUUAUGAAGGCAAUGAAUUCCGUCGACAGAGGCAAUUAUGUACCUAGGAAAUCGGAAGCAUACGAGGAUUCUCCACAGCUUAUUGGGCAUGGGGCGACGAUAAGCGCACCGCACAUGCACGCGUAUGCAACGGAACAUUUAUUGCCAUAUCUUCAUCCAGGAGCGAAAGUACUCGAUAUCGGAAGUGGGUCUGGUUACCUUGUGUCAGUCCUUCACGAACUUGUCAGUCCGGGUGGGAAGGUUGUUGGCAUAGAUCAUAUCCCUGAACUGGUUGACUCUUCUAUUCACAAUCUCAAAAAAGAUGGGCGAGGAGAAUCCAUCGAAAACGGAGAGAUCAUAAUGAUUGCAGGAGAUGGGAGGCUUGGAUAUCCUUCUGCAGGGCCAUAUGAUGCAAUUCACGUCGGAGCUGCAGCAUCUAAAGUUCCACAGGAAUUGAUAGACCAACUCGCAAAACCCGGACGGAUGUUCAUUCCUGUAGGCGACUACUCCCAAUACAUAGAGCAUAUCGAUAAAGAUGAGCAUGGGAAUGUAACACGCUCUCAAGUAAUGGCUGUUCGGUAUGUUCCCCUCACUGAUAAAGCCCUGCAAACUGGUGGCCCUAUGAAUUGA
This is a messenger RNA of Psilocybe cubensis, 642 nucleotides long. RefSeq lists its product as uncharacterized. The record is from RefSeq and is a predicted model, not a curated record. The transcript has 6 exons. Gene Ontology annotation, cellular component: cytoplasm. Gene Ontology annotation, molecular function: protein-L-isoaspartate (D-aspartate) O-methyltransferase activity. Bases 1 to 642 code for a protein of 213 amino acids. Lineage: Eukaryota; Fungi; Basidiomycota; Agaricomycetes; Agaricales; Agrocybaceae. Gene Ontology annotation, biological process: protein modification process.